Messenger RNA from Chenopodium quinoa (quinoa), 1494 nucleotides. RefSeq lists its product as uncharacterized. Bases 1 to 1494 code for a protein of 497 amino acids. The record is from RefSeq and is a predicted model, not a curated record. NCBI's taxonomy places the organism in Eukaryota, Viridiplantae, Streptophyta, Magnoliopsida, Caryophyllales, Amaranthaceae. The transcript is spliced from 2 exons.
AUGAAACGAACAGAACGUAGCUGGAUGUAUGAAAGGAAGGCCGGGCCAUAUGUUAAUCCAGAGUUCGUGAAAGGGGUUGAUAAAUUCAUGCAAUAUGUCAAAGAUAAUCCUAAAAGUAGUAACCCGAAUGAAGUUAGGUGUCCAUGUGCCAAAUGUAAGAACAAACGACUUUGGGACCUAGAUACGGUUAAACUUCAUUUGUUUCAGGCGGGUUUUGUACCUAAUUACUAUGAGUGGAUGUGUCACAGGGAAGGGUUUCCGACAGUUCCUGUAAGUGGGUCCAACGAAUAUCGUGAAAUGGUUUUCAAUGCGUUUGGUCAAAGUCAGGAUCAUGGGCAUUCCGAGCAGGCUAGUGUUUCAUUAGAGGAGGAGCCUAAUGCCCAAGCUAAGCAUUUUCUGGAUUUGUUGAAGGCUUUUGAAAGGCCAUUAUACGAAGGUAGUUCGUUGUCUGUGUUGGAGAUGGCCGCUAGAAUCACAAGUCUAAAGUGCGAGUAUAAUCUUCCGCACAGAUGUGUCGAUGGGUUUGUUUCACUUCUCAGUGAAGCAAUUCCUAACAACAAUAAAAUGGUCGACACAUUCUAUGAGGUGAAAAAGAUUGUGAAGGGCUUGGAAAUGCCUCAUGAAAGGAUUCACGCUUGUCCGAAGGGAUGUAUGUUGUUUUGGAAGGAUGAUGCCCAGCUGUCUACAUGUAGGGCGUGUGGCAGCGAUCGAUACAAGCAGACUUUCAAGGGUAGCCUAGUGCCUUUGAACGUUUUAUUUUAUUUCCCGAUCACACCCAAGUUGCAAAGGUUGUUUACAACCAAGACUAUUUCGAAGGAAAUGACUUGGCAUUCGAAAAAUCCUCGAGUGCAAGGCACUAUGGCACACCCUACUAAUAGUGAAGCUUGGAAACACCUGGACAACUGCUUUCCAGAGUUUGCCUCCGAGCCUCGUAAUGUUCGGCUUGUGUGUAUGAAAAGACAAUUUAUGUUCCUUUCGUUGCUCGUUCCUGGUCCUAAAAAACCUAAGGGCAACUUGGAUGUGUACAUGCAACCGUUGAUUGAGGAGUUGAAACAGUUGUGGGAAGUUGGUGCACAUACGUACGAUAUUUCCAUGAAACAGAAUUUCAAUCUUCGAGCAGCCAUCCUAUGGACCGUUAGUGACUUCCCGGCUUACGGUAUAUUGUCCGGUUGGGCCACAUCUGGUAAGAAAGCUUGUCCAUAUUGCAUGGACAAAAGCAAAGCAUUUUGGCUAGAAAAUGGUUGUAAGGUGUCUUGGUUUGAUUGCUACCGCCAGUUCCUUUCGACGAAUCACCCUUUUCGGAAUAGUAGAAUUGCGUUCUGCAGAAACAAAGUCGAAAAGGGUGCCCCUCCACACAUUAUGUCAGGAGAGGAGCUGUGGGAAUGUGUGAAAGACCUUCCGAAGGCUACAGAUGGGCCCAAGUCACUUCAACGCCUCAAAAAGAAAAGAAGGGGUUGUUCAAGCAAAGCAUACUGUGGGAGCUUCCAUAUUUGA